UCCUCUGCCCUCUGCUACGUUCUUUCAAAUCACAGGCAACAGAGAAAUCGACUGUUGUUCGCUCUUGCCCCAGCGACUCUAGGCUCCAGAUCUUCUAUCCUCCGGCAUGAUCAUGGUUGAUCUUGUCUCGGAUCUGAGGUCAUCCUCCUCGCAAUGCUCAUCGCUCUCGCUUCGCUUCGAGCGUGGAUUGGGUCUUAGCUGCUGGAUUGGGUCCAACGGGCAUCUUCUUCAUUGAUUUGAUCGAUCCGAUCUAGAAAAAACCCAUUUCCAUUCCUCGAUCGGUCAGGGCAUCAAAUGUGAAGGAACACGGGGCUCGAACGACGAGGAGGGAUGAUGGAUUGCUGUACGAUGAAGCCAAGACCAAGACUGCUCCUCCCCGUUGUCUUCCUCGGAGCUCUGGCUAUGGCGUUCCUCGGCCGCAAAACCGCAGAUGCCGCGAUCGGUGUGUGCUACGGGCGCAUGGCGGACAAUCUCCCCUCGCCGCAAAAGGCCGUCCAAUUGAUGCAAUCGCAAGGCAUCUCCAAGGUCCGCCUCUUCUCCCCGGACGCCGACGCCCUCUCCGCGCUCGCAAACUCCAACAUCGACGUGAUGGUGGGCGUCCCCAACACGGAGCUCCAAGGCAUCGCCCAGUCCCAGUCCUCCGCCACCGCCUGGGUCGCCACCAAUCUCCUCCCCCACCUCCCCGCCACCCGCAUCACCGCCAUCGCCGCCGGCUCCGAGGUCCUCACCGCCGCCACCGACGACGACGCCUACCUCCUCUCCGCCAUGCAGAACCUCUACACCGCGCUCCAGAACGCGGCGCUGGACCGCUCCAUCAAGAUCUCCACGCCGCACGCCAUGGGCGUCAUCGCAAACUCCUUCCCGCCCUCCUCCGCCACCUUCGACGCCCGCUUCGCGCCGCUGCUCUCCCCCAUCCUCGACUUCAUCGCCAACACGGGCUCCUUCUUCAUGCUCAACGCCUACCCCUACUACGCCUACCGCAACUCCGCUGCCACCACCGCGCUCGACUUCGCGCUGCUCCAGCCCAGCGCCGCCGGCUUCACGGACCCAGGCUCAGGCCUCCACUACGGCGAUCUCCUCUCCGCGCAGCUCGACGCGGCGUUCUACGCGCUGGCCGCCAUGGGCCACCGCAGCCUCGCCAUCGUGGUCACGGAGACCGGGUGGCCCUCCAUGGGCGGCGCUGGCGAGACGCGCAUCGUCAACCUCCAGAACGCCGCCACGUACAACAACAACGUCCUCCGGGUGGCCAUGUCGGGGCAGGGCACGCCAUUCCGGCCUGGGCAGAUCACGGACGUCUAUAUCUUCGAGCUCUUCAACGAGAAUCAACGGCCAGGACCCACCGCCAACCGCAACUGGGGCCUCUUCCGCCCCGACGGAUCCAAGUUCUACUCCAUCGGGGGAUUCGGGGGCUAUGCCGGGGGCGGGACCGGUGGUGGCGCUGGCGGCGCCGCUGGGAACUCCCCCGGGGUCAUCGAGCUCAACCGGACGUUUUGCAUCGCCGCCGCCAACGGGAACUUCAACACGCUCCAGGCGAAUCUGGAUUGGGUGUGUGGGCAGCAGCAGGUGGAUUGCUCGCCCGUGCAGCCGGGCGGGCGGUGCUACCAGCCGGAUACCGUGGCGUCGCACGCGUCGUAUGUGUUCAAUGCCUACUUCCAGCUCAAUGGGAUGAACCCCAAUGCGUGUAGCUUCAAUGGCGUGUCCGUGAUCACGACCAUGGAUCCAAGCUACAAUCGAUGCAUCUACAUUGGGAGCCUCGCGCAACUUAGCCGGAGCAAGGGGCAACCGAUGCGAUCGCGCUGGCAGAGAUUCGCGAUCACGGUCCUUCUUUUUUUUUCUAUUCUAUGAUCGGCGCUUCCAUCUUCUAGGUAGCUCAAAAUCAAUCGAGAGCCCUUCUUUUCAAAUAA
Selaginella moellendorffii is the source of this 1904-nucleotide messenger RNA. RefSeq names its product glucan endo-1,3-beta-glucosidase 13. Gene Ontology annotation, molecular function: hydrolase activity, hydrolyzing O-glycosyl compounds. Lineage: Eukaryota; Viridiplantae; Streptophyta; Lycopodiopsida; Selaginellales; Selaginellaceae. The record is from RefSeq and is a predicted model, not a curated record. Gene Ontology annotation, cellular component: plasma membrane. The transcript is spliced from 4 exons. The coding region runs from base 331 to 1845 and encodes 504 amino acids. Gene Ontology annotation, biological process: carbohydrate metabolic process.